Messenger RNA from Larimichthys crocea (large yellow croaker), 1372 nucleotides. RefSeq lists its product as uncharacterized. NCBI's taxonomy places the organism in Eukaryota, Metazoa, Chordata, Actinopteri, Sciaenidae. The transcript has 3 exons. The record is from RefSeq and is a predicted model, not a curated record. The coding region runs from base 1 to 900 and encodes 299 amino acids.
AUGCAAAGUCAAGUUGUAGAAAGAGACGGAGACUGGCCUUCCUCCUCCUCCUCCCCUCCUCCUUUUUUCUACCACUCUUCCAGCCAGCUUCCUCUCUCCUCCUCUCCUCCCUCCUCCUCUGUCCGCAGCCCUCUUCCUCCUCCCAGUCAGACUCCAGUGAUCUCUGCUCCCAGACUGGUUCCUAUCUUUAAGAACAAGUGUCCAUCGCGCCACGUCAACGUCGCCCUGCUGAGGGUCCAGAAGCUGAAGGAGCAGUUGAGUGGAGGAGGUGGAGGAGGUGAGGAGAGGGAGAGGGUGACGUUACCUGUGUUUAGGAAGACUCCCACCACUGCUCCUGUCUCUUCUCUGUCAGCCCUCACAAUUCCUCCUCCACCAAUCAUUCCUCGCUUCAGCCACCACAGCGCUGCUCCUCAGCCAGGUCACCCCCGAGUGAAGCACCUGUCCAGCCUCAGCCCUGCAGCCAAGUCUAGACUGCGGCUCAACCCCGCUCCACAGAUCCAGAUCAAGUUUAAGUCCAGGCCCAGCUCCAAGAACAAAGUGACCUUCAGCAUGGACUGCAAACCUGCUGCUGAGUCCAGCUGUGACCAGCAGGACCAAGCAGCAAGACCUCCAUCAGCUGCACCACCCGAGCCUCCACGACCACACACAUCUUCUGAUGUCUCCAGCAAAGACACCUCGUCCAGCAGCAGAAAGGGAGUUGUGUUUGAGUCAAAGCCGAAGAAAUCCAGAUCUGCAGUACGAGACGUGGACGUGGAGCAAAUGGCCAGAAGCAACCAGCUGUCCCAGCUGAACUCUGCGACUCUGCUGGCCUGGCUGAGAGGAAGAGGAGCGCUCGUCAGCUCCAAGCACAGGAAGGAGGAGCUGAUGCUGAAGGUCAUGAGCUGUUUGGCCGAGGCCUGAGUCUCUCACACACACACACACACACACACACACACUAUCAUAUCUACUUGAUCGACUCAGUUUGGCGUCUUCGCGCUGCUCUCUCCUCGUCGUUAUCAGUCUGAAUCAAAGGGUGCAGAGCUGGAACAGACGACGUCUCGUUAAGUUGUGGUGUCAGAUAAAGUGACAAAGUGUUGAAGUGUUCAGGUUGUGACGUUCACCUCUCACUGCUGUUGGCAGUAGCUGAACGAAACGUUGUGCUGUGUGUUGAGUUUGAUGUUCUUCUGUCAGGCAUCAAUACAGACGUUCAAAUAAACCAAUAAACAAACACGUCAUUCUGUCAUCCAUCAGACAUCUGCUGAUCUCCACUGUCUGUUCAGCAGCUGUUUCACACACACAGAUGUGUCCAGCCCGUUGUCCAUAUAUUCGUUUAUUUUCAUUCUCUCAUGGUGUGUUUGUGUUUUAUGUCUGCAGGGAGGCAUCCCACCAGACG